AUGACUCUCCUCUCUAUCCUCACCCUGGCCGGCCUCGCCACCGGCAGCGUGGUAAUUCUGCCCGGGGGCACGCCCAAGCCCCUCCUGCUCCCAGCGGUCCCAGUCGCAGCAAACGACUACGACUCCAUCCUGCGCACCUCAGCCGCCUCAGGGUUCCCCAACUCCACCGUCGACAUCAUCCUCUCCUCGUACAGCGGCACGCUCGGUGCCGAGACCGCCAACGCGACCGAGAUCUUCCCGUCGAGCGACUCCUUCAUACACGGUGCCAUCCAGGCCUGGGGCGAGCACCUGCACCUGGAGCUCCGGCCUGAGGAAGUGUGGUUUACCGUGCUGGCGCAGCUCAACUUCUACAUGGACGCCAACGCCGAGAAGGUGCGGCAUCUGUUUGUGAAGCACGAGGGCCAGGAGACGAUUGUUGUCGAGGAUACCACCUGGACGCGUGUGCUGCUGCGGUUUAAGGACGAGAUCCAGGCGCGGGUGCAGACGGACUGGCUGCGGGAAUGGAUCAUGCCGGGCUUUUCGACGACGACCAAGGAUGACGAGAUGACGGCCAAUAUUCUUAUGAUGGGGCUCAUGAAGGCGUACUUCAAGUACGUGGGCGGGAUUAUUUGUGGGCUGCCGAGUGUCACGCUGCUGGGUGAGAAGGAGGACUGGGAGAAGUUGCAGGCCAAAUUGGAAAGGUUGGCUGAGUUUGGUGAGGAGCCGACCGCAUAUCAGGCCAACCUCGUGCCGAUCUUCAAGCGGUUUGUGAAAAGCUUUGAUGAGCCUGACUCGGAAGAGACAAGGGAGUUUUGGUCCCACAUUGUGUUUGCCAAAUCCUCUGGCAUGUGUGGCUCCGCGCCGUUGGAGCUGUCGGGUUGGAUCUCUGGCUUCUUGUUCUGGGAUACGGAGGGCAAGCGGCUGGGUGGCCUUGGUGGGCAAGCAAGAAAGGCGGGGUUGACGAUGGACGGCGUGGAUUACAUAUGGCAUGACAUCCGAAAGCUUCCGGUAGGGUAUGGAAAGGCGCCCUUCACCAUGCUAGACUUUCGCGGCAUGAAGGAGUUCCCCGCUUAUGUAUCUGCCGGAACGCUGGGUAAGCGGUUGGUUAAGGGGCCUCCGGUGGGGUAUGAGGCUGCUCUCACGCGGGCUGGGCAAGACACGGCUUUGGCGGCCAACGCCAGUGCUCAUGGUACAAUCCGACCACUCUCGGCAUGGAUGGUGUAUGGGCCACUGGAUUCCGCCGGCGUCAAGGUGACAGACACCUUCGACAUGGAGCUGCAAAUGAUCGCCAGCAGGGCCAAUGCGAACUUGAAUGAGGGCCGGUGCGGAGCUCCGUAG
Molecule: messenger RNA, 1317 nt
Organism: Chaetomium globosum CBS 148.51
Lineage: Eukaryota; Fungi; Ascomycota; Sordariomycetes; Sordariales; Chaetomiaceae
Exons: 1
Coding region: 1-1317 (438 amino acids)
Source: RefSeq, a predicted model, not a curated record